UUACGGAGUACUCGUGUUUGUGUUCACAUAUCCAGCCCAGCAUAUAGACCACUCACCAUGGCUGUCAGUAACAAGUGGGCAGUGCUUCCAGACAUUGAUGCUGCACCGGAAGUAUAUGAGACACCAGAACUGGCGGACGAUGUUUCCACUGCACGGACGGGUACUCUGCGCACCAUAUCCGAGUCUCCCUCCGACGACGAAGCUCGCCCUGGCCUAGACAGACAACCGCUUGACCGGGACGGAGCAAGACGAAGAUUUGAACCUGCUCUCGUGGACGCCCGAGGAGUCGAUUUCUCGGACACUAUUGGCGGCCUUCACCGAUCGUACCGGACACGCUCAAGACGUCGCAGGAGGCACGACAAUGGCGCAGAAGAGCUGGGUGACCUGAGUGAUAGCGAAGACGAGACUUUGGGCAGGAAAUUGGCCAGAUUAAAACGAGAAGCUGAAGAAGUGAGGCUCGAAUUGGAGCGACGAGAACAGGAGAAAGAUGGUGAUGGAGAGUUCAGAGACAGCGUUGAGCAGCAACAAGGGGAAGAAGACGACGGUUUCGGUAUAGACGGUGUUGAGGAACUCAGUAGAGUGCUGGACGAGUUAAGCACCAAAGCAAGAUCCAAGACCGCCGGCUCCCUGGAAGAUGAAUUUCUGUCGAGGCUGGACUCCUCGAAACGAAACGCCGCGCAGGAUACAAGACAGCCUACGAGCACACAGCAGGAAGUCGCUCAAGCAGCACCAUCAGCGCUCUCGGCCGUGGCAGCCUUUUCAGACAGGCUCACGGCCUUGGAAUCUGCGCUGGGCAUUUCCUCUGCGAGUAACGACCCCCAGACAUCCAUUCUCCCGACUCUCGACAGCCUCUCGACGCAGAUAACAGUCCUCAGCAAUACUCUGGCACCGAAAUCCUCUACGGCGCCACCAACCACUCAAUCCAUUCCCUCGCUUGACAUUGUCUCUUCCAAACUCAAGACCCUCAUCGCCGAAUCCGACCGAUUGACCGCGUCUCGCAAACAAGCCCUUCAAGCUCUUUCAGAGCUCCACGAAUCACGUAUGCGCAACCUCAACCUCAUGUCACACACCAACACUCGUCCACGCCGCGGCUUUUCCAACGCUUCGUCCACACAGCAGCCAGCCGUUGCUGACGCAGCUGCACCAGGUGACGAGUCUUUACAAAUCCAGUCACAGCUGUUCCUGGACGAGGAAUCCUCCAAGAUUAAUGCAUUGUACCAGCUUCUACCGUCGAUUCAAAACCUUCAGCCCCUGCUGCCGGUGGUAUUGGAGCGGUUGAGAGCGCUCAGCGUGAUCCAUGCUGGGGCGGCUGAAGCGAAGAACAACCUUGACACUGUGGACAAGAGGCAGGCUGAAACGAGAGAAGAAAUCAAGCAGUGGAGACAGGCGGUUGAGGAUGUAGAGAAAGGCAUGUCUGACCUGGAGGACGCCAUGAAGGGCAAUGUCAAGGUCGUUGGGGAUAUGGUUUCGGGCUUGGAAAGCAGGAUAAGCCUGUUACAAAAAGGGAGGUGAUAUCACGUCUAUUGCGAGCAUAGCGUGAAGAUAUCAGUGUCGGAAUACCAACCAGGA
Molecule: messenger RNA, 1569 nt
Organism: Exophiala xenobiotica
Lineage: Eukaryota; Fungi; Ascomycota; Eurotiomycetes; Chaetothyriales; Herpotrichiellaceae
Exons: 3
Coding region: 58-1512 (484 amino acids)
Biological process (GO): mitotic spindle organization
Cellular component (GO): cytoplasm; dynactin complex
Source: RefSeq, a predicted model, not a curated record